This is a messenger RNA of Diabrotica virgifera virgifera (western corn rootworm), 281 nucleotides long. RefSeq lists its product as uncharacterized. NCBI's taxonomy places the organism in Eukaryota, Metazoa, Arthropoda, Insecta, Coleoptera, Chrysomelidae. The coding region runs from base 3 to 209 and encodes 68 amino acids. The transcript has a single exon. Gene Ontology annotation, biological process: mitochondrial electron transport, cytochrome c to oxygen. The record is from RefSeq and is a predicted model, not a curated record. Gene Ontology annotation, cellular component: mitochondrion.
AAAUGUUUGCCGCAUCAGCUACCAGAAUUGCCUCAAGGCUACAACUCCAGCAAGUUAGAAACAUGUCAGCCAUCUCUGGCCCACCAAAAAUAAAAAUCUCCUCUGCCGAAAAGUUUGUCCAUGGUAUUGCCUUGGCAGUAGGAAUUGUAGCUGUCCCAGCCUGGGUACUAGUCAACAUCAAACACUACAGGGGAGGACCUGCUGAAUAAGGGGUUUAAAUUAUAGUUGUGUAGUCAAAUUUUUAUGUACCAUUCUAAUUUAAGAAUAAAUUUAUUGAUGUA